AUGUCGAAAGAAUUUACCAUUUUUGUUGUUGAUGCAUCCAAGUAUAUGGGAAUAACGGAUCGUGAUGCUACAGCUUCAGAUUUUCUGCGGGCACUGAAAUUUGCUAUUGACUUUUUCAACCAACAAUUGAUGAAAAAUAGAAAGUCCGAUAGAUAUUGUUUAGUUGUCUACUCAGGCAACACGAUCAAGGUACUUUAUGAUAACGCGCCGUUGUCCCUAACACAAGUUAAAACAUAUCGUUCCACCAUGAUUGAAAUUCAUGAAAAUGAUGCAGGCGCAGCUCCCAAAUAUGAUUUGGUUGAUGCAUUGUUUCGAGCACUUGAUCAGUUUAAAAUUAAUAGCCAUUAUAAAUUUACAAGAAAUAUUUAUCUUAUUACGAAUGGGGUGCUUCCUAUUGGUAAAAAUAAACUGGUACCGGAAUACGUGGAUAUGGUUUCUAACCUUAAUAUAAACAUUACGUUUGUGUUGAUUAAUAAUGAUGGCAAUGAACAUGCUCAAAAUAGUUUACGAAAUCUUUGUGGAAACUUUAAAAAUUCAAAUUUAGUCAGUUUCAAGGAACUAAUGACUGCAGGCCCAGCUCUUCGGUUGAUUACUCCAAAAUGCAUUACUGAAGGAUACUUCGGGUUUGGUGAACUUGGAAAUACUUCGGAAAUUAAAAAUAUGGUACAUUUAAAUAUCCAAGUAUACCCUGCAGUUAGAGUACAAAGCCAAAUGAGUGGACACGAAUAUUAUGUGGACCCAAAACUGAAACAAAGAUCAAAGAUUGAGAGAUCUACAUAUUAUUAUACUCGGACUGAGGAUAAUUUGGACGAGGAUGAAGAUGAGGAGGAGGAUGGAGUGGAAACUAGUGAUACUCUGGAAAGAACAAUUGUUCCUCGAGCAGAAUGCACUCCUGGCUUCAAGUAUUCGCAUCGAGAUAUACUAGCAUUAACUUUAGAAUUGACAGAAGUGGCCACUUUACCAACAUACCCCAGUAUUAACGUAUUGGGAUUCAUGAAAACGAACAAUUUUUGCUACGCAUAUUUCACACAAGAUGCAAUGUAUGUGAUUCCUCAUCAAAAGGAUUCCGAGCGCAAUAGAUUGACUUUUAAUUCUAUGGUUACUGCUAUGAUUGAAUUGAAUUAUAUAGCUUUGGUGAGAUUUGUGCAGAAACCGGACGGUGAAGUCCAAGUUUGUGCAGCUUUCCCAAAAAAAGUAGCUCUUGGAAACCAAAUUGGUGAAGUUCUCUUAUUGGUCAGAAUUGCCAUGAAAGAGGAUGAAAAGAUCGGUCGUUUUCCAGACUUGAAUAAUACUGAUGAUAAUUCGGUCGACGAGUUGAUGGAAAGUUUUAUAUCAAGCAAGAAAUUGCGCGAUGAACAUUUUGAUGCUGACAUCAUUGAUAAUCAUAUGAUUGGUCUUUUGAAUUCGACAUCUACUAGCAAACCUUCCAGUAAGGAUACCACGUUAGAUAAUUUAUUAUUGUCUUCAAAUCCUGCUGCAAGGAGAUUUAAUUACUACUUUAGGAAAAUACUAGACAAGUCCUUACAGGAAGAAUCCUUGGAAACUUUUUUACAAAAGGAUAAGUUUGUUGAGAGGUAUCUUUCUAUCGACGAGCCACAUACUUUGUUCAAUUUAGAUUCUAUAUUGGACUGUAAAGAAGAAUUGUUAUAUACACUGGAUUCCACAAAAGCAGAUACGAUUACAAUGAACUUGCAGAAGAAGCUAGAUGUUAAAUACAAAACUCAGCACAAGCUGGAAAAAAAGAGCAAGCCAUUUAAUGCAACUUCUAAACCACAGCCGAACGAUGGGAAAUUUGGCGAGUAUUUUGAUAUAGAAGAUAUCUUGGAAAACUAA
This is a messenger RNA of Candida dubliniensis CD36, 1833 nucleotides long. RefSeq names its product ATP-dependent DNA helicase (gene YKU80). Gene Ontology annotation, cellular component: Ku70:Ku80 complex. Bases 1 to 1833 code for a protein of 610 amino acids. Gene Ontology annotation, molecular function: telomeric repeat DNA binding; double-stranded DNA binding. Gene Ontology annotation, biological process: double-strand break repair via nonhomologous end joining; telomere maintenance; cellular response to X-ray. Lineage: Eukaryota; Fungi; Ascomycota; Pichiomycetes; Serinales; Debaryomycetaceae. The record is from RefSeq and is a predicted model, not a curated record. The transcript has a single exon.